Molecule: messenger RNA, 1389 nt
Organism: Strongyloides ratti
Lineage: Eukaryota; Metazoa; Nematoda; Chromadorea; Rhabditida; Strongyloididae
Product: Glycosyl transferase, family 14-containing protein
Exons: 3
Coding region: 1-1389 (462 amino acids)
Cellular component (GO): membrane
Molecular function (GO): glycosyltransferase activity
Source: RefSeq, a predicted model, not a curated record
AUGGGCUAUUUUUUAUCUUUUAAACCAAAAAUAGCUAUACAAAGAGUAAAGUUAAAGAAAAUAUUAAAUCUAUUUACAAUUUUUAUAAUUAUUGAAUGGUUUUAUAACCAUAUAUUAUUUAUCAAUGAAUAUACUAAACAAAUUAAUAAUUUUUUUAAUUAUAAAUUAAUAAAUCAACCAUUUUACAAUCAUCAUCCAUUAACAAAAAAUAUAACUUGCUAUAAAUUUUUUGAUAAAACAUAUUAUUUUGAUGACAAUACAAGAAUUUCUAAGACAACUGAAAAUGAUACACAACCUUUAACAUGUGAAUUGAUAAAAAAAAGAAGAUAUUUUACCCCUGUACCAUUAUCAAAAGAGGAAGAAAAUUUUCCAUUAGCUUAUAGUUUCCUUGUGUACAAAGAUUAUGAAUUUCUUGAAUUAAUUUUAUCUUUAAUAUACCAACCUCAAAAUAUUUAUUGUUAUGCUAUUGAUAAGAAACAACCAAUAAAAUUUAAAUCUAAAAUUUAUUUAUUAACAAGUUGUUUUAAAAAUGUUUUUGUAUCUGAUAUUGAAUAUAAAAUUUCUAGUGGUGGAUUACAUUAUGGUACUAGUCACAUAGAAUGUAUCAAAAAAAUUAAAACUUUUAAAUGGAAAUAUAUUUUUUUAUUACAAAAUCAUGAUUUUCCAUUAAAAACAAAUGCUGAAUUAGUUAAAAUUUUAAAGAUUUUCAAAGAUACAUCAGAUUUUAAAACUGCAAAAGGAAGAAAAAGUUUAUUAAAUGAAAAAUUAGAUUGGUCAUUCAAAGGUUUAAAAAUUUUUAAAAAUACUUCAUCUAUUAGUAUGAAUACCUUGAAAACUACAAUUACUUUAGGAAAAGGUUAUAGUGAAGUAACUGUAUCUCGUAAAGCAAUUGAUUAUAUACUUAAUGCUCUUAAUAUCGUAACAUAUCAAAACAAUUUUGAUAAUUUUCAUAAAUAUGCCAAUGAUGAAUUAUUUUGGUCAACAUUAUUUUCUAAUUAUGAAUAUUUAAAAAUUCCAGGAACAUUACCGACACAUUGUAUUCACUCUCAGGGUGCAAUGAAAUCUUUUACAAGAUUUACUGUAUGGAAUUACGGAAAAAAUUUAGAUGAUUGUCCUUCACGUUAUAAACGACAUUCAAUAUGUAUUAUUGGUAUAGAAUAUAUAAAUGAAUUAGAAUAUCAGCCACAUUUUUUUGUUAACAAAAUGUUAGAAAGUUUUGAUAUUGGUGCUAUUUAUUGUUGGGGAGAAAGAAUUUUCAAUAGAACUUUUUUCCCAAAACAAUUCAAAGAAAUUGAUAUCUCACCAUACUUCUCAAGAAUACAGGUUCGGUUUCAAGAUUUUUUAAAAAAAUCAAAUGAUUUGUCAGAAUUUGAUUGUGAUGAAAUAUAG